CGCUUGAAAGUAGGAAAUUUCCUCCGGGGUGUUUAUAGGCGUGAUCGCAUGCUUACCACGUAGUUAGAGGUGAAUCGGCGGCAGCGCUUCUCAGCAUGAAGGAUGGCACUCUAAACAACAAUACGCAAAAGCAACUGGCGGUGAUGUCCCGGCCGUCUCGUAUAAGGAAGCGAAAUAAGAGGAUAUUCAAUGACUUCGAGGAUACAUCAUACACGCUAUCGAGGUCUUCGGCGCGGAAAUCUGCUCGCACUGCGUCCCCGGUUUCGCAGAAAACUGACGAUCCCGAAUGGACGCCGGACAAGCGAACGAGUAGCCGCAGCGUUAAAAAGGAGCCUCCACCCCCUGUAGUAGUGCCGGACAAGCGAGUAAUCCAGAAAGUGGGCAUACGCCUUCGGAACCUGCUGAAGCUACCAAAAGCACACAGAUGGGUCUGCUACGAGUGGUUCUACUCGAAUAUAGAUCAGCCACUUUUCAUGGGAGACAACGAGUUUUGCGGUUACCUGAAGCAGUCGUUUCCUUUGCUCAAGACGAGACGACUGACGAGGGUUCAAUGGUGCAAGAUUCGUCGAAUCAUGGGCAAGCCUCGAAGAUGCUCCCCAGCCUUUUUCGAGGAAGAAAUCCGAGCGCUUCACGAGCGGAGAAACAACAUUCGUCAGGUGCAGCAGCGGAGAACGGUGUCCAUGGAGAACUACACCAGCCUUCCCGACAACAUCCCACUGUCGCUGGUGAUAGGGACCAAAGUGACUGACUCGUGGAAGGCGGCUAUGCAACAGAUCCUACAAAACUGUUUUUGCCAUGCGACCUUCCUACUGGAGGACGCCGAGACAACCGUCUCGCCCGGAGUGGACAACAUGGGCCAUGAACUUUCACCCGCGGACAUGGCCUUCGACAUUCUGCACGCUGCUAGUGUUUCGAUUACAGCCGGGAUAACCUUUGAGGGCUUCACUGACGCUGACAAAUACCUCGAGGUGUGGACAGAAUUGACCGAUGAUGAAACCAUUCAAGUUACUUCCUGCGACUCUGUCACCGAGAUAGAAGAGGCAGCGCCUACACAGUCAAUGAGCUUGGAGCUGACGCGAACACUGACACGGUCCUCGGGUUCAUCAUCGGUGUACAGUGACAGCAGGACGUUCGCUGAAAUUAAGGCAGACAUCAUCGCGGGCGAGUGGAAUCUGGCUCCCGAGCAAGGCCUGCAGUUUGACAUGCAGCCCCAGGCGAUUCGCAGUAAGUGCCUUAACGAGGCCCGUGAACUGAUGCGGGAGUGUGCUGCCCCGGGAAGCAGCAUGGCAGCUGCCCUGUCGGCUUCCUCCUCUUCUGCGUCCCCUUCGUCAGACACGGAAGAGAACGUAGCGCAUCGAGCGGUUGACCUGAUAGCCAAGCUCACUGCACUCAUGCUGCAGAUCAAGAACCUUUCCGAGGGCGACCUGAACUCAUUUGAGCUGCAAUCACUUAGUGAAGCCAUGGUGGACAUCCAAAACAGCGUGAUGCCAAAAAAUGUCGGUAUUUUUCAGAACAAAGUUCAAAUACACGUCAACCACAUCCAGAACGGCCUGAGCCAGCUGGGGAACCUGCACGCGUUUACGUCGUCGUCCUAGAACAUCCCCGUCUAAUCGUGUCGCCCCGGAUCUACUCUUUGCCUCGCCUGCUUCUGCUUGAGUGGCUGCACUGCAUAGAUUCAUCUUCUUUACUGCACUUGUAGCAAUCGGAGAACUUCUUAUCGGUUUUUAUUUUUGCUUCAAGCAAAGGC
Molecule: messenger RNA, 1747 nt
Organism: Rhipicephalus microplus (southern cattle tick)
Lineage: Eukaryota; Metazoa; Arthropoda; Arachnida; Ixodida; Ixodidae
Product: protein lin-9 homolog
Biological process (GO): DNA-templated transcription; regulation of cell cycle; regulation of transcription by RNA polymerase II
Cellular component (GO): transcription repressor complex; nucleoplasm
Molecular function (GO): DNA binding
Source: RefSeq, a predicted model, not a curated record